Molecule: messenger RNA, 594 nt
Organism: Penicillium verhagenii
Lineage: Eukaryota; Fungi; Ascomycota; Eurotiomycetes; Eurotiales; Aspergillaceae
Exons: 3
Coding region: 1-594 (197 amino acids)
Biological process (GO): peptidyl-glutamate ADP-deribosylation
Source: RefSeq, a predicted model, not a curated record
AUGAAUUCAGUUAGCGAGGAGCCUGGUGAUCUUUUCGAAGCUCCACCACGAUCAGCUUUAAUCCAUGCGUGUAAUGCUCGGGGUUCUUGGGGCAAAGGGAUCGCAUUAGAUUUCGCCCGAAAGUAUCCCUGGGCGUACAGAAAAUACCGUCAACACUGUUUGAGAAAGAAAGAUGAGAAUGACGUUUACGAUAUUCCUGAUCUCUACGCCACUGGGGACGGGACAAAGACUGUCUCGGUGCGUUGGCCGGUUGGCACAGCGCUCAUCAUUUAUCCCGAAAGUUUGGCCUUUCCCUCUGGCGCAAAUCCCUGGAUUAUCUGUCUGUUCACAUCUUUCGACUAUGGCAAGCGUGUCGACUCGCCUCAAAUGAUCCUCAAUAACACCAAUGCUGCCCUGCUUGACCUGCAACACCAACUCGUUACUAUGGAAGGAGGGAGACAGUUUGGAUUUCCCACUGUUGAUCGUCUUUACUCAUGUCGCUUUAAUUCGGGUCUUUUUGGUGUUCCAUGGGCCAAGACAAGACAGUUGGUAGACAAAGUGCCCUUGGGUUUGCCUUUGACCAUUGUUUAUCCGCCAGAGGAAGAGCAAGCUUAG